Messenger RNA from Armigeres subalbatus, 11923 nucleotides. It is a transcript of the gene Lar, whose product is annotated as tyrosine-protein phosphatase Lar. Gene Ontology annotation, cellular component: signaling receptor complex. The record is from RefSeq and is a predicted model, not a curated record. Lineage: Eukaryota; Metazoa; Arthropoda; Insecta; Diptera; Culicidae. Bases 950 to 7033 code for a protein of 2027 amino acids. Gene Ontology annotation, biological process: peptidyl-tyrosine dephosphorylation involved in inactivation of protein kinase activity. The transcript has 21 exons. Gene Ontology annotation, molecular function: protein binding; protein tyrosine phosphatase activity.
GUUGGUAUGCGUCUGGCAGUUCAUCCAUCGGGAUGUUUUUCGUGUUUUCGUUCGUAGUUGCUUGAUGUUUUGUCCUGAAAUUGAUUAAUUUUCGAGUGAAAUCUGUGUUUGAAUCGGUGCGAAAUAUCCCUUAUCGGUGAAUAUCUCCUAUUGAUGGCUGAAAUUUAUGGGAUCCGGAAGAAUAAUGCCUUGGCAGGGCAGAUCCUUUAACGGUGCAAAUGGAAUGAAAAAGUGGUAGCUCCCGAUGGCAUGGUGCCGAUAGUGUGUUGGAAGUGCUGGAAUAAAAAAAAAUAUUGCGUUACUGUGACUGGAACCGAAGCGGUUUUACCUGUUUGAUUAUGCGUGGGUGGUAGAAAGCCAUUAGCAUCCGUCAGAAGGGGCCAGUGCGCGAGGGGGCCUGCCGUCAUUUUGGAUUUAGAGUGAUACAUCGCACCGAUAUCGAGCGCCAGCGCCAGCCAGUCAACGGGAUUUUGGAGCAAAGCUGGGAGAUAGAUCGAAACGUCUUUCGCAGCUAGCUAGCUUUGCGCCCAUAUGUCGCAGCACGAAACGUUGCCACUGAUGCCGCUAUGUGUGUUUAGCGUGUGCCUGCUCCCUGCCUGACAGACACUGCGCUGAGUAAAUAAUCAUAACGAGAUUCCUGGCUUCUCACGUUGAAUCUCAAAUACUGCUCACCGGAGGCAACAUAUCAGUCCUCUCAAACUCAGCGAAGGAAAAUAGAUACAGCUUCAACGUGACAGGGGCCUUCGCGUGUGAGAUAAGAAAAUAUUCUAUCGGGGGAAAAAAUAGCACCCACGACAACCUAAACAUACAAACAUACAUAAAAGCACACACACUCGAGUAAGAAAGGCGGCGCUAACAAAAGCAAACUCUCACAGCCGGCCGCGGCAAAGCACACCGAGCGAGCAAGAGUCGAAGCAAUAAAAUAAUUAGCGCGCGGGGGAAUUGAGACAUGGGGCUGCAGGCGGCCUCGUGCGCCGCGUUCCUGACAGCCAUUGCUAGCUUCCUGCUCCUAGCGCGGAUACCGCAAUGUGCACUAGCGUCACAUCCACCGGAAAUCAUUCGCAAGCCGUCAAACCAGGGCGUCCGCGUUGGCGGGGUAGCAACGUUUUUCUGCGGCGCCAGAGGUGAUCCACAGCCGAACAUAGUCUGGAGGAAAAAUGGAAAGAAAAUUAUGGGUACUCAAUCACGCUACUCGGUCAUCGAAUCUAAUGGAGUUUCGAUGCUGCGAAUCGAGCCGGUACGUGCCGGUCGCGAUGAUGCUCCGUACGAAUGUAUGGCAGAGAACGGCGUCGGAGAUGCGGUAUCCGCCGAAGCAACACUGACCGUGUAUGAACCGGACAAAACGCCAGCGGGUUUCCCCGUCAUCACCCAGAGUCCGACGACGCGCGUAAUUGAAAUUGGCCACACGGCCGUGAUGCAGUGCAAAGCAACCGGAACGCCGCUGCCGAAGAUCUACUGGAUCAAGGACAUGAAACGUGUCGACAUGACCAAUCCGCGCUACAGCAUCAACAGCGAAGGAAGCCUCCAGAUAGACAACAGCGAAGAAAGUGACAUGGGACGAUACGAGUGCGUAGCGGAAAACUCUGUCGGCACGGAACACACCAAGCAAACAAACCUCUAUGUGAAAGUUAGACGUGUGCCUCCCACUUUUUCGCGGCCACCGGAGCCCAUCUACGAGGUGAUGUUGGGUGGCAACCUGACGUUAACCUGCGUAGCCGUGGGCUCUCCGAUGCCUCUCGUCAAAUGGCGGCAAGGAAUUGAUCAGGAUCUUACACCGGAGACUGACGUCCCGGUGGGGCGCAACGUCCUGGAGCUGAGUAACAUCAGACACAGUGCCAAUUAUACUUGUAUCGCAUCGUCAACCCUUGGGGUUAUCGAUGCCACCACCCUGGUGAAGGUGCAAUCCCUUCCCGCAGCGCCAACCGACGUGACGAUAUCGGAAGUCACCGCAACGCAAGUUCGCCUAGAGUGGUCGUACAAGGGACCGGAAGAUCUCCAAUACUACGUAAUCCAGUACAAACCGAAGAAUGCCAAUCAGGCGUUCAGCGAAAUCAGUGGCAUCAUUACAAUGUUCUACGUGGUGCGGACGCUGAGUCCAUACACGGAGUACGAGUUUUAUGUUAUUGCUGUGAACAAUAUCGGUAGAGGGCCGCCCUCGUCGCCAGCCACGUGCACUACCGGAGAGACAGAGAUGGAAAGUGCACCGAGGAACAUUCAAGUGCGCCCGUUAAGUUCAUCGACAAUGGUUAUCACUUGGGAGCCACCUGAGACGCCUAAUGGACAAGUGACUGGCUACAAAGUGUACUACACCACAAACCCCGGCCAACCGGAAGCAUCCUGGGAAUCGCAGAUGGUGGACAACAGCGAGCUAACGACCAUCUCCGAGUUAGCGCCGCACGCAAUCUACACCAUCCGGGUGCAGGCGUUCACGUCCAUGGGGGCCGGUCCGAUGUCCAACCCGGUACAGGUCAAAACCCAGCAAGGCGUUCCCUCCCAACCGAGCAACUUCCGAGCUACCGAUAUUGGCGAAACAGCUGUCACUCUCCAGUGGUCCCGACCGACCCACUCCGGCGAGAACAUCGUACACUACGAGCUGUACUGGAAUGACACCUAUGCAAACGAGCAGCAUCAUCAGCGAAUCCCCAACACGGAAACGUACACGCUAAGUAGUCUGUACCCGGACACGCUUUACUACUUCUGGCUGGCGGCUCGGUCACAGCGCGGUGAGGGAGCCACCACUCCGCCGAUUCCCGUUCGAACGAAGCAAUACGUACCUGGUGCACCACCACGUAAUAUAACAGUUGAAGCCACCAGUCCGACGACGAUCAACGUUUCCUGGCUGCCCCCGCCAGUGGAGCGUUCGAACGGUGCCAUCGUGUACUAUAAAGUGUUUUUCGUCGAGGACGGCCGCUCCGACGGGGAUGCCACCGUGACCACCCUCAACUCCACCAGCAUCAUGCUGGACGAGCUGAAACGCUGGACCGAUUACAAGAUCUGGGUGCUGGCCGGGACAAGCGUGGGCGAUGGGCCCCGGUCCUACCCGGUCACUGUUAGAACCCACGAAGACGUGCCCGGAGAGCCCCAGGACGUUGCGACGGUUCCGAUCAAUUCCACCACCAUCAAGGUCACCUGGAAGCCACCGAAAGAAAAGAACCGGAACGGUAUCAUCAGGGGGUACCACAUCCACGUUCAGGAAAUGCGCGAAGAGGGCCGAGGUCUGCUGAACGAACCGAUGAAGUUCGACGUAGUAGAUGCGAUGGAAUACAACGUCACCGCCCUUCAGCCGGACACUAAAUAUUCCGUCCAGGUGGCAGCUUUGACGCGGAAAGGUGAUGGUGACCGAAGUACGCCAAUUACGGUCAAAACUCCGGGUGGCGUUCCCAUUAGGCCCACCGUCAACUUGAAGGUUUUAGAACGUGAUCCAACGAUUUCCAUCGAACUGGAGUGGGAACGACCGAAACAAACCUAUGGAGAACUGCGGGGUUUCCGAGUCAAGUGGGGUGUCCGAGAGCAUCCAUUGCAAGAAGAACCUAUUCUAAACGAAAGCACUCUAACCAAACGGAUCAAUGACCUGGAGCGGGGAGUAGAGUAUGAAUUCAGGGUAGCCGGAAUGAAUCAUAUUGGUAUUGGUCAAGAAACGAUCAAGUAUUAUCAGACACCGGAAGGAACACCAACUGGGCCGCCGACGAGUAUCGACGUUCGAUUCCAGACACCAGAUGUGGUAUGUAUCACUUGGGAUUCACCAACAAGAGAGCACAGAAACGGUCAAAUCACUCGGUAUGACGUGCAGUUCCAUAAGAAGAUCGAUCACGGGUUGGGUACUGAAAGAAAUACAACGAUACGGAAAGCAGUCUUUACGAAUCUAGAAGAGAAUACCGAAUAUAUUGUGAGGAUCAGAGCGUAUACCAAACAAGGUGCUGGGCCAUAUAGCGAAAAGAAAAUCAUUUUCACUGAACGCGAUAUGGGUCGAGCUCCGCUAUCAGUACAAGCAGUUGCCACUUCCGAACAGACGGUUGAAGUUUGGUGGGAACCGGUGCCAUCUCGUGGUAAACUUUUAGGUUACAAAAUCUUUUAUACGAUGACUGCUGUCGAGGACCUCGAUGAAUGGCAAACAAAAGACGUUGGAGUUACAGAAUCGGUUGACCUCCUAAACCUGGAAAAGUUUGCUCAAUAUGCUAUAGCAAUUGCGGCGAGAUAUAAAACCGGACCUGGACGACUCAGCGAAAAGGUCACCGUAAAAGUGAAACCCGAAGACGUUCCUCUAAACCUUAGAGCUCACGACGUCAGCACACAUUCCAUGACCCUGAAUUGGGCUCCGCCAAUUCGGUUGAAUCCCACAAAUUACAAAAUCUCCUUCGAUGCCGUUAAAGAAUUCGUCGACUCUCAAGGUAUCCCACAAAAGCAGGUCCUACCAAAGCGAGAAAUCGUUCUGAAGAGCCACAGCGUCCAGCACACCAUCUCAGACCUGUCUCCGUUCACUACUUAUUUCGUAAAUGUUAGUGCGAUACCAACAGAUUAUUCUUACAAACCACCAACUAAAAUUACAGUCACAACACAAAUGGCAGCUCCACAACCAAUGGUUCAACCUGACUUUUAUGGAGUAGUGAAUGGUGAAGAAAUUCAAGUAAUUCUACCACAAGCGUCUGAAGAAUACGGACCAAUAUCGCAUUACUACUUGAUCGUUGUUCCAGAAGACAAGUCCAACCUGCACAAACACCCAGACCAAUUUCUUACCGAAGAUUUACUCCCAAGCAAGACACGUUCUGAACGACUGAAUGCGCCAUACAUUGCAGCAAUGUUCCUCCAAAGAAACAUUCCUUACACGUUCCACUUGGGAUCCGGCGAAACAAGCCACAACUUCACCAACAAAAAGCUUGAAAGAGGCAAACGAUAUCGCAUAUUUGUGCGAGCCGUUGUGGAUACCCCCCAGAAACAUCUCUACACCUCGAGUCCAUUCUCCGAGUUCCUCGCUCUGGACAUGAAGGAAGCUCCAACUGGAGAACCACCUCACAGACCGAAUCCAAAUGUACCCCAAGAUCCAGAAAUUCUCAUCAGAGGGAAAAACGAAGAACCGGGUAUGAUUUGGGUGGUUGGGCCGAUAAUCGCUGCCCUCGUGCUGUCGUUCCUUCUAGUAAUCACUUACUUUGUUCGACGAAGACGACAACCCUACAAAACUCCAGAUCAAGCUGCAGUAACUCGACCAUUGAUGGCUGCUGACUUGGGAGCUGGACCGGCUCCUACCGAUCCGGUCGACAUGCGACGGCUCAACUUCCAAACUCCUGGAAUGAUCAGCCAUCCCCCUAUACCGAUCUCAGAGCUGGCCAACCACGUGGAACGCUUAAAAUCCAACGAUAAUCUCAAAUUCUCACAAGAAUACGAAAGCAUUGAACCGGGACAACAGUUUACCUGGGAUCACUCAAACAUGGAAGUUAACAAACCCAAAAACCGCUACGCAAAUGUUACUUCAUAUGAUCACAGUAGAGUGAUUUUACAACCGAUCGAAGGUGUUCCGGGGUCGGACUAUAUCAAUGCCAACUACUGCGAUGGCUACCGAAAGCACAACGCCUACGUGGCUACACAAGGACCGCUACAAGAGACCUUCGGCGAUUUCUGGCGCAUGUGUUGGGAGCUGAAAUCGUCGACUAUCGUUAUGAUGACUCGGCUGGAGGAACGAUCACGCAUCAAAUGUGACAUGUACUGGCCAGCACGAGGUACUGAAGUCUACGGCGUCAUGACGGUGACAAUCACAGAAACUCAGGAAUUAGCUACUUACAGCAUAAGGACGUUCCAGAUUUGCCGCAGCGGAAGCAACGAGCGACGUGAAAUCAAACAGCUCCAAUUCACUGCAUGGCCAGAUCAUGGUGUACCGGACCACCCUGCCCCAUUCUUGCAAUUCUUAAAACGCACCAAGGUUCUUACUCCACCUGAUUCCGGACCCAUUAUUGUACAUUGCUCGGCAGGUGUCGGAAGAACCGGGUGCUAUAUUGUGAUUGAUUCGAUGCUCGAACGCAUGCGGCAUGAGAAAAUGAUCGACAUUUACGGCCACGUGACCUGUUUGCGAGCACAGCGCAAUUACAUGGUUCAAACCGAAGAUCAGUACAUCUUCAUUCAUGACGCUUUGCUGGAAGCGGUUAUCUGUGGCAGCACGGAAGUCCCGGCCAGAAGCCUGCACAACCACAUACAGAAACUGAUGCAAACCGAGCCAGGGGAGAACAUCACAGGGAUGGAAAUGGAAUUCAAGAAGCUAUCGAAUAUAAAGGCCGAUUCGUCUCGCUUCGUGACGGCUAACUUGCCCUGCAAUAAGCACAAGAACCGAUUGGUUCACAUACUGCCAUAUGAAGCGUCACGCGUCUGUCUAACACCAAUACGGGGCGUGGAAGGUAGCGACUACAUCAAUGCCAGUUUUGUCGAUGGCUAUCGCUACCGUAACGCGUACAUUGCUGCACAAGGACCACUUCAGGAAACAGCAGAGGACUUUUGGCGAAUGUUGUGGGAGCACAACUCUACCAUCGUCGUAAUGUUAACGAAGCUCAAAGAAAUGGGACGGGAGAAAUGUUUCCAAUAUUGGCCUCACGAGCGGUCGGUGCGGUAUCAGUGCUACGUGGUUGAUCCCAUUGCCGAGUACAACAUGCCCCAGUACAAACUUCGCGAGUUCAAAGUGACCGAUGCGCGGGAUGGGUCUUCGCGCACGGUACGACAGUUCCAGUUCAUUGACUGGCCCGAGCAAGGAGUGCCAAAGUCGGGCGAGGGCUUCAUCGACUUCAUCGGUCAGGUGCACAAAACGAAGGAGCAAUUCGGCCAGGAUGGCCCCAUAACGGUUCACUGCAGUGCCGGAGUCGGACGAACCGGUGUGUUCAUUUCGCUUAGCAUAGUGCUCGAGCGAAUGCAAUACGAGGGUGUGCUGGAUGUGUUCCAGACGGUGAGGAUACUGCGUUCGCAACGGCCAGCGAUGGUGCAGACGGAGGAUCAAUAUCAAUUCUGCUACCGAGCAGCUCUGGAAUACCUGGGCUCAUUUGACCACUAUGCCAACUAAAUAAAUUCAAAAGCAACCCACAGGAGACAACGUAAAACAAUGAUAGCACACACUUCAAUUACCCAAAUAUGUGAGAAAAUGGAACAAUCGCCAGUAGAACAGUGACACGUACCAGAAUAAGUGAGAACUUCAUUCCAGUAGCAGAAUAAAUCAAAUCAUCAUCCCGCACUCGCCAUCUUCGCCAUGCUGCAUCAUCCUCAUCGCCAUCGACUGAUUCUGACUGGUUUAAUUAAUUAGUGUGUUAUCAUCAUGUUUAGCAAACAAUUACUCGCACCAUCAUGAACCAAUCAGAGCGAAGAAAAUUACCGGCUAUAGAUGCCCGAACAGCUCUCUCUCUCUAGUAUAGAUUUUCGUUUUGUAUUCGCAAUCAAUACAAACUCAGAUUACUUUCGCAUUGUCACCGCAUUCACACUCUAGAAUAUAAAGCCAGCAUCAAAUAGGCGAAAGCAUUUUUCAUUCCUAGACGACACGUUUUGUCACAAUGAACACUUUUCGAUGGAACUCUCUUCCUUCAAUAAGAAAAGGAUUUUUAAUCAUACGAAACGAAAUUUUGUCGUUUGACGAUCCAGAACAAAAACAACAUUUCACUAGCUAGAAUGAAAUCUUAUAGAGAAAAAAAUAACGAAUUAAUUGAAUAUCAAAAAUAUAGCAUCAGGUUUUUAGAUAAAUUUCAACCAAAUAUGGAACAAUGUAAGCAUUUUUCAGGAUAAAAAGUUACUACUUAAAUAGCAAGUAAUUGGGCAGCAGCAUCCAUUCAAAUUAAAGAAUAGCAACAAUAUGACGUGAGCUGGCAGAAGUGAAACCAACUGAGGAGACACAAUAAACUCAUAUUUGUAAAAAAGAUGAAAGAAUGACAUAAAAAGCAGGUGAACUAAAUAGAAAGGACACAAACAAACGCUUUAUUUCAUUUACUGGGGGAUUGCAAAUAAGACGCUAUGAAGAAGUAUAAUUAUGAGAAUGAGUGCACUGUAGCGAGAAUGUCGUCUAUAUUAUAAAAGUAUAUUUUUUUAAGGAACGGAGUGAACGGUGAAAAAAAGGAAAUGUUGAACAAUAUGGGAAAUAUUUGUUAGAGAAGAGGGGGUUAAUAUUCGUCAGACUGAUAUUGUAAAGAAACUAACAACUACUGUAAAAAAAAUGGUUAUGCGAAGUCGACACUUGCGUGUGACACCUGGUAGCUAUUGGAAGAAAGAGGUAGUAGUAGAAACAUAAAGUUAAACGAAUUAAAAAUCCGAAAUAUUAGAAGAGUUUAUCUGUUUCUGAAAGAUGUGAAUACAAGAAAGAUUAUUAACACAGUAUAAGAAAUCAGCUUGAUGAACAUAGACGCAAAUAUGAAGUUGUGUUUAGGAACACAGAAGACGGACAGAAAACGCAUAUAUCACGCUAUAGACUAUAGACUAGUAAACAGCUAGAGUUAAGUUUAUACAGGAAGCAGACAGAAGCAUAGGAAAACAAUGUGCGCAUCAAUAAUUUUCUGAAGCAUUUAGCACGCGCAACACAAUCAUCAUAUCCGCGCGCAAACACGAUGAGGCGGACAAUGAAACUGGACUUAAGUUUAGGAACAGCUUUACUUAUUGAGUUACGUACUGGUUUUAUGUUUUCGAUAACCGUCAUCAAUACGUUAUAAGCACAAGUAACUUUAGAUUUGCAAAUUUUGACGUGAUAAUAACACUAGAGACUUAUGUGCAGCGUAUCAAACAAAAUACUCGAAUUCGAAUAUGCCCGUUAGAGUUUGGUGUCAUGCACGAGCAGGUUGGAGAUAUGUACAACUCUGAGCACGUCCAUAUUUAGUUAGUUGUAGUUGGUGUGCCACGCAGUCGUCCAGGGCAAAUGUAAUUAAAAAAACGCGAAUUAUGAUUGUGGUAAAUUCUUUAUGUUUGUGUAGAAUGCAAUCGGUUCAAAGUUUGAGUACUACUAAAUGAUUUACCAGAACAUUGGCGACAUUGAAGCAAUAUUCGUGUGUAAGAGGUGCAAUGAUGAUAUAAUUAGAAUUGGAAUUACUAUUUUAACUGAGCUCGACUAUUGGAUAGAAUCAAUUAGGUAUGUUUUUUUUGACUAACUCGGACAAAUUCGCAUCAUGCGAUGAGUUUACUCAGUUGAUUUCAGUCCACCCAUAUUGCCAAAUAUUUCUCAAUAAUUUACGGUAUUGCGUACACUUUGUGAAUGAUACUGUUAAGGCAUCAACUCGAGGGAAAUAACAAAGCUUUCAAAGCUUUUAUCAUUACUUAUUUGAUUACCUGUCGUUAAACCUAUGUCUAGCGUAUUGGACGGCUCGUCGGUGUUUGGUAAAAUUCCUCUAUAGUUUACAGUUUCACUUCACUGAAAACGUCAUGGUCACAUGUCACAAGCGUUCCGAUAUAGACGAUUUAUUAGUUUCAACUAUACGGGGGCCUUCCUUUUGUCUAGCGGUAAGUUGCGCGGCUACAAAGCAAGACCAUGAUGAGGGUGGCUGGGUUCGAUUCCCGGUGCCGGUCUAGACAAUUUUCGGAUUGUCUCGACUAUACAUGAAUCUUUGAAAAAUUUUGGACCCAUUGGCCACGUCUGGAAGUGUUCCUGGGAACCUGGUUCCCUCCGGGGAUCGGACAAAUUUCGAUUAGCACCGCAACCCAUCUUGCAACACGUCAAACUUCCCACGGGCGCUACUGCGUCCACAAAUAAGCUAAAACUAAAACUAAAAAAUGACCCGUUUUUGACUGCACUUGACCCAGAACUCCCCCUUAAUAAAUCUGCCCUAUGGCGUACCAAAAAAAUAGACAUGAUGACUCUUCUUCCCUGGAAAUUUCAUGGCAAUCGGACGAAAAAUGAGUCCACACGGGUUAUUUCAAUUUUGAUUUCUAGGUCAGACCGAAACGGGUUAAGUAGCCUAACAUGUAGUUUUCCAAAAUUCUUACCCUAUGUAUUCAAAAGUUUUUGUAUACACAUCACUGUUAACAUUUUAAACUUCUUAUCUUCAUCAUGUUGAAGUGCAGUGCUUUCAUGCACUGCAGCUCCCACUACUGCAGCUAUGUUAACAUCAACGAUGAAGCCAAAUCGGGUUAAAUAUUUAAAAAAAACGAAUGAAACAUCAAAAACGAAACACACAUGUCUAAGGUUAAAAGACUAUUAUUCUUCCAUUUACUUCCACUAUUAACCUAUUAAGUUAAUAGUGGAAGUAAAUGGAAGAAUAAUAGUCUUUUAACCUUGUAGCAUUUCCCCUAAGACGCUCUAAAAUAAUUAAUCACACAUGUCUAAUUUAAAUUCAUUUUUAGCUUGAAUAAUACGUACAGAAUAUUACACCUCUUACCAUGUUUAUCCUGCCAAAUGCUAAAAUUUUUAAAUCAAACCUUGCACAUCAAUGCUCCAAAUUUUCGCCAAAAAAUAUCAUAUAGGUUUGUCAUUGUUAUAUCAAUUAUUACGUAUGAGAAAUCCGCAACGAAUGACAUUAUUUUAUUUCUGCCCUGUUCGAAUUACGUAUCAGCAAUAUCACCCCCGUAUGUGUCAAUAUUAUCAUUAACUGAUAAGUUCUCACUUAGAAAUUAGAUCAGGUAGAUCAGGAUAGGGGAAGAGUAUGAACUAAAAUAUAUUCAAUAUACAAAACAAAAAUUUACGUAGACGAGGUAGCAACAAGAGCAGCAAUUCACUUUAAGUAAAUGGGCGAAAACAAAAAACAAUUGAGUGGGAUUUUAGUUUUAGAUAUGCCGAAUACACAUACAUGAGUAAAUUUUAUAUUGUGCGUAGUUUGUGGAUGUUUAUCAUAUUAUUUCUGUAUAAAACUUUUGGUUGCAAAAAGCAAACAAAUGUGCUCAUUCGGACGGAACCGAACGCGCAAAAAAAAAUGCUCUGCUCCUAAGUAGACUGUUAUUUACGUCCCCUUAGGUUCUACAUUCAAAGCAGCAUAUUCUGUUUUUAACACUAUUGUUAACUAGCACAGCUAUGAAUCGAAUCAAACGAAACACUAUCGAGGCCAUACAGUUUUUAAAACAGGACACAUUAUUUUAAAACUUUCAUUCAACUUACGUUAAUGAUAUUGUUAAUGUUUAAACGAAGAAUCAAUGGUUUUAUUUUUAGUCAUCAUCACAAAGAACCCACAUUACAGCACUUUUACCAUUAAAUAUACUUUAAUCCAGAAGGUAUUAAGUUUAAUCAUUCCAUCCGAAGCCGGGACAUAUAAUUUUGAAAACUGUCCCUGGUUUCAAGUCGCACCAAAACAGAAUUUUCAUCUGUGUUGUGUUUAUGUUUAUGCUUGCCAAAUGGUUACUCACGAUACCACCCGUUUUUGUUCGCUUAGUUCUGAUGUUAUACACAAGUCUAAAAGCAAGCAAACCAAUAAAGAACGCCAAUCCGAACGAAAAGUUGCAAAGUUCCCAUGUAUAAAUGACCUAAAUACCAACACCCGCUCCCUUGCAAAAGUUACUCAUUGUUGGUAACCGUAGAAAUUGUUAAAGCCAUAUAUUACAAAACAAAAACCCAAGAAAGUUGAACAAUUUACGCAUUAUUUCUGUUGAACUUGAGUCCACCAAGUUAUAGAAGGAGAGAUGUUAUUUUUUCUUAACAACCAAACACACGUAUUUUUGUAUCGAAAGUCUCCGAACGAAAAAGAGCAUAUAGAAACUUUGUGCGAGUUUGAAACUUAAAUAAUUACCUUGAGUUGUUCAAUACCAACACCUAAAACGUAAGGAAGAGUUUGUACGAGAAAGAGCGACGAAUAUGUUAGUGAGAAAAAAUGGGUUCAAACAUUGUGUAUUAUCAGUUACGUAUCGGGUGAGGAAACAUUAGCUCUAGAAUUUUGAUUAUCAAUCAUCGGAUAUUUGGGUUCAGAGGAUGAAAUAUAUAAUGCAAUGGAGAAAUUGAGAGGCAGACAUUGUAAAACAUUAUUUAGGUUAUAAUGAAGUAAAAUAACGAAAUAAAAGCGCA